GCCCGCUCUGCUGCGCCGUGCGUGCGCACUUCUACCCUGGUUGGGGCGCUCGGGGCUCGCGGCUGCACCAUGGACAUUAACCAGCCCAAGCAGGAGCACCUGCUGGCCCUGAAAGGUCCCGUUUCCCACUGAUCUUUGCAGCAUGGGGCAAGGAAAUUCUUGUAAAUAAGAUGUUUCAAUCUAGACUUAUGAAUCCUCAUCAAGAGACUAUUCUUGUAAUUAAGAAUAACUGGAUUGCUACUGCACAAGCAUGGAAGUGGUCUUACAUUACCGACCACAUCAGAGAGAUCUGACAGAACUGCACAAAUUUGCAGAAGCGGCAGUGAAGGAGCUUCCCAUUCGUCAGUUACCAAGAUUCACACCCUGGUUUCCAAAUGAUUUGUACAGACUUCCGCUCAAACCCAAAAAGCAACCACCUGUUAUUUCUUCUGAAGAAGCAGAAGAAUUGAAACAACUUACUACACCUUCAGAAUGUAUUGUAGAAUCUCCUAGUUAUGACUGCACAAAAAAUCUCCUUGAAUUUCGGUCUGAUAUGAAUCAUGGGCAGACUUUAACCCACACACAAAAUGGCCGCAGGCAAAUUAACUUGGAAAAUCAAGGGGAACCAGCAUCUUAUGAGAAACAGAAAUUGAAAAGGUCUUGGAGUGUCUCUCUCUGUAGCCCUAAGCUUAAAGAAAAGAUUCUUCCUCUAUCUCAAGAACUUCAAAACAAUUUGGAAAGACUUAAAUUGCAUGCAUUUUAUAGAGCAAAGUGGACAAUUGAGCAGUCUAAUUGUAAUAACCAGAACUUGGAGGACAUCUGGAUAAAAUUGAAUAGACUGAUCAAGCAGAACGAAUUGCCAUCUUGCAAUGCUACUAUCCAAAGAUCUUUGGGACAGAUAUGGAUUUUCUGUGAUAUACUAUACUGUGAAUAUAUUAGAAAUAUUCUUAGGGAAAAGCUGAGCCUUACUGAUAAAAUGAAUUUGCUUGUACAUAAAUUUGGAAUUAUAUUUAGUUUGUGAUUGUAACAUAGUUUUGUAACAAUAUUGUUGUCUGAAGUAGUUUCAAGUUAGCUUAGUUUUUAAGGAGCUUAAAAUACACAAACUUCAGAACAGCGGAUGAAUUAAUUAAAAGAAAAUAACUGUUACUUUACUACAGUUUUCAAGUUGUAGUAGUGUAUUUAAGUUUAUUUUGUUGGGAAAAUCGUGAAUGGGUCAAUGAAGAUUAAUACAUUUGCCUCUCGCAUUCACCUGCAACAUGCAUUUGUUUGAUUUAGUACAGUAUUGUAUUUUUUCUCUUGUCCUUUGUCUAAAGGAAAAAAUACUUCUGCACUUAAUUUCUCCAGGAUAUUCCCUUUGGAAUUUUGCUUGUUUUUCUUCAUAUGAUAAUGUUUGAAGAAUAAUAGUUUAUUGUGGACAUUGCAUACCUCUUUGUAGUUUAAAACAAAGGAUAUUGAACAUUGACAUGCAUUUUUAAACUUUGGCUGAAAGCAGAAUGUUCUGUAUUAUUAUUUGGUGUAUUUGUGGGAUUUAAUAUUACUGCUUAGCAAAACUGAUGUGACAGAUAACUAGUUGUUGCUAUUAGUAGUAGAGCUUAUGUAGCCAAUUUACAUCAGUGAAAUUACUUCUCUGAUCUUAAAGAUAAUAGUAAUGAAGUUACUUUGUACUGUCAGAAUUUUUAGAGAUACAGUGUACUAAGAUGCAGAAUGUUUUAUUAAGUGUUAGAAUCUGAGGAAAAAAGCAAGAGAUAAUCUGUAAUACUACAAGAACAGAAUACUUUAGUAGUCUCAUUAAAUACAAUAAUCUACAUA
Molecule: messenger RNA, 1788 nt
Organism: Tympanuchus pallidicinctus (lesser prairie-chicken)
Lineage: Eukaryota; Metazoa; Chordata; Aves; Galliformes; Phasianidae
Gene: SHLD3
Product: shieldin complex subunit 3
Exons: 2
Coding region: 251-1000 (249 amino acids)
Biological process (GO): negative regulation of double-strand break repair via homologous recombination; positive regulation of double-strand break repair via nonhomologous end joining; positive regulation of isotype switching
Source: RefSeq, a predicted model, not a curated record